AUGCUUCAUGAAAAGUUAAAAGCGUAUAUAUCAAAUAUAAUAACAGAUAACCAUAUGAUUGAAAAACAUAAAGAUGAAAAAACCAACUUAGAAAACGUUUUAAAUAAUAUGUAUCUUAUAGAAAAUGCACUAAAAAAAACAAACAAUAAACUAUUUAGACGUAUAAGUCAAACUCAAUUAAAAAAAAUUAUUUUAUGUAUAUUGAAAAAUGAUGAUAAAAGUGAAACAUCCUAUGCACAAAUAACCAAAUCGAAAAAGAAACUACAAAAUAAAUCCAAACGUGUUUAUAUUAGUGAUUCGAAUCAAAGCAAUAAUGAAGAUAAUGAUGAUAACAACGAUAUUGAUAAAACAAGAAAAAUUUUGAAAAAUGAAAAAACAAAAAAAAAAAAAAAAAAAAUAUAUCAAGAAAUAAAUAAUGGAAUAGACAUAGGAGCAAAUAUAGAACUGGAAGGUAACCCUGAGAAAAUUGAAAAACAUGGAUAUGAUCAAGUAAAUAAUGAAAAUAUUGAAGGAAAUAAAAUAAAAACAAAUUUAGUUAAAAUAAAAGAAGAAAAUAAUUUUACAAAUAGCAAUCUAAAUAAUAUUAAAAUAUGUAUAGAUAAAAAUACAGUAAAUUUAAAUACAUAUAAAGGAAUAAAUAAUAUAAAAAAAGAUAUAUAUUAUAGUAUAGUAUAUCCUUAUAAGUAUAGACAUGAUAAUUUUAAUACUAUUAUCAAUAUUAAUGGUAUUAACGGGUCAGGUAAAACAUCAUUAGUAUAUGCUAUUGCAGGAGAAUGUGAUAGCCAUUUUUUUUAUAUAAAAUUACCUGAAUAUGUUAAAUAUUUAUCAAAUGAUAAUAAAAAUAAUAAAUUAAAAAUAUUAUUUGAACAAAUAAAAAAUGAAUAUAAUAAAUGUAUACUAUGUAUUGAUGAUAUGGAUAUUUUAUUUAAUUCAAAAGAUGAUACAAUAGAUAUAUAUAUAUUUACAUAUUUAUUGAAUUUAUUUGAUAAAACUAAUGUAGUUAUAAUAUUAUUAAGUAUUAACAAACCGUAUGAUACUAUAUUAUAUUCAAAAAUUCAAAAAUUUAUAUCUAUGCCAAUACCUACCUAUGAAGAUCGAAUUGAAAUUUUACAAAAUUUAUCUCAAAAUUUAGAAAUAAAUUUUGAUGUUAUUUAUACUGCUUCGAUUACUUAUGGAUUUAAUAGAGCACAAAUAUAUGAUAUAUUAAAUGAAUCGAAAAACCUUUUUAUAUAUAAUCAUGUAUUAUAUGAUAAAACCAAUGAUACCCAAAUUAGUUCCUAUUUUAUGGAUAAUAAAAAAGACUCAAUCUCUAUAAAUAUAUCUACAAAUGAAGAUAACAAUUAUGAUCAACAUUUAAAAAUAGAAAAUGAUGAUAUGCCUAACGAUACAACACAUUAUGCAGAUGAAGAAAAAGAUUCAAAUUCUUUAAAAGAUAAUUCUCCAAAAUGUGUAAACAAUAAAAUAGAAAGUGUCAUGAAUAUAAAUUCAUUGAAGGGGUUAAAAAAUGUGGAAGAAAUUGAAAAAGUAACAAAUUUAACAAAGAGAAAAGAAAGAAAUAAUAGUGAUUAUGUAGAUAUUUAUAUAAAGGAAAAAAAACAAAAAAAAAUAAUUCCUAUAAAUAUAAAUAAUGAUAUAAUUUAUGAAAGCAUAAAAAAUAUUAAAAAAAAAAUUACAACACAAAAUAUAUGUGAAGUACCCAAUAUAAAUUUAGAUAAUAUUGGAUCUUUAAAAAAUAUUAAAAAAAUAUUAGAAACUAAAUUUAUUUUACCUGUAAAAUAUUCUAAUAUAUAUAAACAUUUAGGUAUAAAUAAAAGUAUGGGAAUAUUAUUAUAUGGCCCACCAGGAUGUGGAAAAACAAUGCUAGCCAAAGCUAUUAGUAAUGAAAUGAAAGCCAAUUUUAUAGCCAUAAAAGGACCUGAAAUUUUAAAUAAAUAUGUUGGUGAAAGUGAAAAAAAAGUUCGAGAAAUAUUUUCAUAUGCUUCAACAUAUAAACCAUGUUUAAUAUUUUUUGACGAAAUUGAUAGUAUAUGUAUUAAUAGAGAUAAUAAUAAAACAGCUGCUGCAUCCGAUAGAGUAGUAAAUCAAUUGUUAACUGAAAUGGAUGGAUUAUCACAAAGAGAAGGUAUAUAUAUUAUUGCAACUACAAAUAGACCCGAUAUUAUUGAUAAAGCAUUAUUACGAACUGGUAGAUUUGAUCAACUUAUAUAUGUAUCAUUACCUAAAUAUCAAGGAAGAAUUGAUAUUUUAAAAAAAUUAUCAAAAAAUAUGCCAUUAAAUAAAGAUAUAGAUUUUAAACAAAUUUCUAUUUUAACAAAAGGCUAUAGUGGAGCUGAUUUGCAUGGAGUAUUAAGAGAAAGUGCUUUCAUAGCUCUUCAAGAAUGUAGAGAUAAAAUUGAUCGUUUUAAUUAUAAAUUUCAUGGAAUCACAUCAUUCACAUCUCCAAAUAUUGAGCAAUCAUGUGAAAAUGAUGGACAUAAUCAAAAUAAAAAACAAAAUUGUUUUAUCACAACAUCAGAAAAUACGUUAAAUUGUGUUUUAAAUAAAAAUGAUGCAUCUUCAUUUGAAUCUAAAAAUGAUUAUAGUGCAUAUAUUUUAAAUGAUAAUAAAUUGGAUGAAAUUAAUCCAAAAAGUUUAGAACAUUAUAAUUCUGAAAAUGGGCAAACAACAAAUAAUGAAAUAAGUAAUCCAAAUAUAACGGAUCAAAAUAUUUUUGAUGUUGUACAAAAUCAAAUUAUGACAAUUGAAGAUGAUAGUAUAAAAUUGGGGAAAAUAGAAAUGGAAGAAAGACAAAAAGAAGAAGAAAAUAAUAAAGAAAAUUUUAUUUACAAAAUUGAAGAUUUAAAAAAUGAAGAUCUUCAAGAAAAAGAUAAAAAUAAUUUAAUAUACGAAUUCAUUCAAAAAAAUAAAAACAUAUUAGCAAUUAAACAAAAGCACAUACUCCAAGCUAUUAAUAUUGUCCCUCGAAGUGUUACCAAAAAACAAAUGAAAUAUUAUAAAGAAAUAAGCAAAAAAUUUAAAUAG
Plasmodium berghei ANKA is the source of this 3021-nucleotide messenger RNA. RefSeq names its product AAA family ATPase, putative. NCBI's taxonomy places the organism in Eukaryota, Apicomplexa, Aconoidasida, Haemosporida, Plasmodiidae. Bases 1 to 3021 code for a protein of 1006 amino acids. Gene Ontology annotation, molecular function: ATP hydrolysis activity; RNA binding; ATP binding. Gene Ontology annotation, cellular component: nucleus. The record is from RefSeq and is a predicted model, not a curated record. Gene Ontology annotation, biological process: ribosome biogenesis. The transcript has a single exon.